Messenger RNA from Racocetra persica, 200 nucleotides. NCBI's taxonomy places the organism in Eukaryota, Fungi, Glomeromycota, Glomeromycetes, Diversisporales, Gigasporaceae. The record is from the annotation of a GenBank genome assembly.
CUAAAGAAUCUGUUCAAGAAAUCAAAGAUUCAGAUAUAGUAUUUGUAGCAACCUUGAGGAGUGGUAUAAGAACGAUUAAAGGUGAAUGUGGAAAUUAUACACAGUCACGUACUAUAUCAUUCGUUGAUCUCAUGAACUUGCGCAAUCCUCAAGAAAGAGCUUUGGAUCUUAUAGAGAAUGUAAAUAAAAACUAUUUAUAA